UGCAUUAAUUCCACCAUUAUAAAGCCAUGAGCAUCCCGGCAUUGUUUGCCAGACUGAUGCUGUGCAUUGCCGAGUAAGAGAGAGAGACAGGGAGAGAGAGAGAGAGAGCGAGGGGGAGAGAGAGAGGGAGCGAGUGCUCCACGCAAGCGCGUAAAAAAGGAGAUUUUUUUUGGUGGGUGUCUAUUUCACAUAUGAGGCCAAACUGAUGUGACUUUUUUGAAGGCCCUGUCGGUCCGGUGCAUGGAGCAGAUAUUGCGGAUCAUGAUCAGCAUUGACAAACGGGCCACAGAGGACAGACCGAACCUUGCUUUGGCUGCAAACAGCGCGCAAUUUUGACGCUAUCGCGCUGCGUGUCCGUUUGGAUCCCCCCCGCCCCCCUCAUCCACUCGUCUGAACAUUAUUAUUAUUUUUUUUAAAGUGUCACAGCUUUAAACAGAGCAGCGUGCUGUGGGGGAUGAGAGGAGGAAGAGGAGGAGGAGAGGAAGAAGGCGCUUCUGUGCAUUUUCUUUGGGGUGGAGGUGGCGGAAGGGGGGAGAGAGCCGGACGGAACCCGGGAAGGUGAGCCUCCUGAGAAAUAAUCACCUCCAUGCAGAGAAAUGGCCUAGUUACAAACACCGGCGGAUACAAAAGGGACUUUUCCACGGCUGGGAGCGCCGUCGUUGGAAGGUGGAAUUGCCUUCCUGGCUGCUUCUUUGGACCCACCAGGAGAUCCAAAGAAGAAGACAGAUGAGAGGACAUAUUCUAUCUGAGGAUGCUACCAAAACCAUCACGGCGCCGUGUCAGCCGAGGACAACGAUUAACCUGCCACCUUGCGACGGUCCUGUUCUUGCCUUCCUUCUUCUCCAUGACUGUGAAUCUGUGAUGGUCAAGCUGAUGUCCUUUUGAGAUGACAAAAGGAGCCUUUGUUUUGGACAUGUUGUUUUUUCCUCUCAAUGCUGCCAGCCACCAAGGCUUCGGUGGAAAACGCCAACGACAGAGGAAUGCUAACCCCUGUUUGCUGUGGCUCCUGGGGAUCGCCCUGCGCCUCGUCCUCUCCUCAUGUCAACGCGUUGACAGACAUCCCAUAGUGUCCACCGGCUAUGGAAAAAUCCGCGGCGUCAGGAAGGAGCUCAACAAUGAAAUCUUGGGCCCGGUGGAACAGUACUUUGGAGUGCCGUACGCCACCGCACCCGUCGGAGAGCGCCGCUUCCAGCCUCCCGAGGCUCCGGGCUCCUGGCAGGAGAUCCGCAACGCCACUCAGUUUGCACCCGUGUGUCCCCAAAACGUGCACGGGGUGUUGCCUGAGAUCAUGCUGCCGGUGUGGUUCACCGACAAUCUGGAUGCCGCCGCCACCUACGUUCAGAACCAGAGCGAAGACUGCCUUUACCUCAACAUCUACGUACCCACAGAGGAUGGUCCACUCACAAAAAAACACGAUGAAUCUACAAUGAACAGACCCAGGGAUGAAGAUAUCCGUGACCGCCGUAAGAAGCCGGUGAUGUUGUUCAUCCACGGCGGCUCCUACAUGGAGGGCUCGGGGAACAUGUUUGAUGGCAGCGUCCUUGCUGCGUAUGGAAAUGUCAUUGUGGUCACCAUGAACUAUCGACUGGGCGUGCUUGGCUUUCUGAGCACAGGGAACCAGUCUGCAAAGGGGAACUAUGGUUUGUUGGAUCAGAUCCAGGCUCUGCGCUGGCUCAAUGAAAACAUCGGCCACUUCGGAGGAGACCCGGAGAGAAUCACCAUCUUUGGCUCGGGAGCCGGUGCCACCUGUGUUAACCUUCUCAUCCUCUCUCACCACUCCGAAGGUUUGUUUCAGAGGGCCAUCGCUCAGAGCGGCACUGCCAUUGCCAGCUGGUCUGUCAACUACCAACCCGUCAUGUACACCAAGAUUCUGGCUAAGAAGGUGGGUUGCACUCUGGGGGACAUGGCCGAGUUGGUGGACUGCCUGAGAAGGAAGAGUUUCCGGGAGCUGGUGGAUCAAGACAUACAGCCCGCGCGCUACCACGUUGCAUUCGGACCCGUGGUCGACGGGGACGUGGUGCCGGACGACCCGGAGAUUCUAAUGCAGCAGGUCAGUGUUUGCAUGCCUUCUGGUAGUCCCUUCAUCUGGUACUUGAUACCUGUUAUGUUUGAACACCAGGGCGAGUUCCUGAACUACAACAUACUGCUGGGGGUUAACCAAGGAGAAGGGCUGAAGUUUGUGGACGACGUUGAAGGAGAAGAUGGGAUAUCCGCACCCUCAUUUGACUACACCAUCUCCAACUUUGUCGACAAUCUUUAUGGAUACCCUGACGGUAAAGACAUCCUGAGGGAAACCAUCAAGUUCAUGUACACAGACUGGGCUGACCGGGACAACAGCGACAUGCGCAGGAAGACCCUCUUGGCGCUCUUCACAGACCAUCAAUGGGUGGCUCCGGCCGUGGCCACCGCCAAAUUGCACGCAGAGUUCCAGUCUCCCGUCUUCUUCUACACCUUCCACCACCACUGUCAGACAGAAGCACGGCCCGAGUGGGCCGACGCGGCCCAUGGAGACGAGAUCCCUUACGUGUUUGGCAUUCCCAUGGUGGGCGCCAAUGACUUAUUUCCAUGUAACUUCUCCAAGAACGAUGUCAUGCUCAGUGCUGUGGUCAUGACGUACUGGACCAACUUCGCCAAGACGGGGGAUCCCAACCUGCCGGUUCCUCAGGACACCACGUUCAUCCACACCAAGCCAAACCGCUUUGAGGAGGUCAUCUGGACCAAAUUCAGCUCCAAAGACAAGCAGUACUUGCAUAUCGGCCUCAAGCCGCGCGUCCGAGACAACUACCGGGCCAACAAGGUAGCCUUCUGGCUGGAGCUGGUACCGCACCUCCACAGCCUCCACAGGGCGACCACCAGCUCCAUCACCACUCGACUGUCGCCCGGAGGCAGCCCCCGCGUUAAAGCCAACCCCAACACCGGCACCCACUCCACACCCCACCCUGUAAUCUCCACCUACCCACCUGAGCCGGAUGGUUCGGAGAGACCCCGGAACACUCCCUUCCCUCCCGAGACAAGGGACUACUCCACCGAGCUGAGUGUGACGGUGGCGGUGGGCGCGUCUCUCCUUUUCCUGAACGUGUUGGCCUUCGCCGCACUUUACUACAAACGAGACAAGCGCCACGAACUCAUGCAGAGGCGCCACCGCCGACUGUCGCCACAACGUGGCGCAACAAUGGGCAUGGGCGUCGGCAUCGGAGUGGUAGGGGCCCCGCCUCACAACGACCUGGCCCUAAGCCAGGAAGAGGAGCUGAUGUCGCUGCAGAUGAAGCAGCAAAGAGUGGAGCUGGAGCACGGCACACCUCUCCCUUCCCGUGGCAUCCAUGGCGACCUGGAACCCUUGCGGCCCCCGGUAUGCCCCCCUGACUACACACUGGCCCUGCGGCGGGCGCCGGAGGAUGUGCCGCUCAUGACAGCCAACACCAUCACCAUGAUCCCCAGCACCAUCAGCAGCAUGCAGCCCCUCCACCCGUUCAACACGUACCCGCCCGUCCCGGCCCCGUCCGGUACACCCGUCCCCAGCCACAGCAACAAUGCCCUGCCGCACCAACAUUCCACUACUCGUGUAUAGGAACAGGCACAAGCUCUGCAGCCCCCCUGUGGGCUCACGCCAUCACCUUCAUCAUCCACUACUCUUCUUUACCAGAUCUUUUCAUGAAGCCCUUAAAUAAAGCUGCAGUUUGUAAGAUUUUAAGAAGUAACAAAUACCUCGACAAUGUACGAUAAUGCAACAAUCAUUGGUCAAGGUUGGGUGGGCGGUGUCCGGGCGGAUUGACAAGCAUUAACAGGACCGUCGUUCAAGGACUCGGAGUCAAAAACCAAACGUGUGUCUGGAGUCUGCUUCUUCUGUAAGUGUGGAUCAGUGUGUUCCAAAGUCAAAGCUGACGCGUGAGAAUAUCUUGGUUUGUCUAAAACACGAAGAUAAUAGCUCUGCUUUCAUGGACGACUUUGGACGUUUGAGAGGCUGAAAUCAGAGGAUAUUUACAUUUUAAAGUGAUGGUUCGGAUUUUUUGACAUGAAGUUGUCCAUCAGCAGUGACUUACCCCCCACAUGGUGCCGUGAGUCCAGUUCUGGUCCGAUUUCCGCGACGGGGAACGUAGUUCCGCUUAGUUGGUGGGGCCGCUUAAGAGUCUGGCUCCUCAAAAUAAGGCCCUGUGAAAUCCGUUUUGUUUACCAAAUUCCGUUUUUUCCGUUUUAAUUUUUUUGAAUGUUGGACAAUUUUGCCCAGCAAUUGAGAAAUGGGUGUGGCUUGGCUAACUUUUCUAGUGGGAUGUCAGCCUCUGCACAUAUUGCUACAAAAUCUUCAACACACUGUAACGCCCGUUCUUGUGAUUAAGGCAGAUGCACUCACGCUUAUUUCUUUUAUUAUGACACGCUUAUUUUGUUUACACAGUUAGACAUGGGGCAAAGGGUGCUCUUAUUUUGAAGGACGGAAGUGUGUUGCUGUGUUCCGUGUGUGCAGAGAAUGUGUGUUUACGGCUAAGACGAGCUGGCUGCAAAAGUAAACGCCAUCGGGCAUUGUAAAACGCUCCUUACAUUAAAGCGGUCGAACACAACGCCCUGAAAAUACACUCAUCCAGCCCGAGUCGCACACACAACCACCCUAGCGUGCUAAACUAAGCUAACCCUUACAUUCACGCUCCGUAAGAGGAGGUUCCGCCAACUUUCGCGGGCCUUUACCGCCAUUUUAACCAGGUUUAGGUCGUGUUUGUAACGACAUUCCGCCACGAUUGAGCUCCCCCACACGAACGUUCCUUCUCCUCACGAUGACAACAUUCGUUCACAUGAUGCCAAAUUCCGCCAGAUUCCGCGUCAAGCAUUGAAUUCUGUUUUUAUUGGCCAAUUCCACGAAACGGGGGGGGUGUAAGCUCACUGGUGAUGUACUACAGUGCUGAUGGGGAUGUCAUGCAACUUCAUGGCAGAAAAAUUCCAACUAUCCCUUUAAAAUCCAACAACGAUGAAUCGAAUACCAAAGUAGUUGUCGAUUAAUUGGAUAAUUGAUUAAUCGUGGAUUAAUUGCUGCAGCUCUAAAAUGAAGUAUCUGCUGUUUCAGCAAGCCGCCAAGAAUCAUCUGCAAGAAAACAUCGUUUUGCCCAAACAGGCCGUGUUUCACGAGGCGGCGCGUUCUUGAAAUUUACAAAUCGCAGCUCUCCCAGAACCCAAUCUGGAAGCGGGAAUGGCUUGUGUGUGUCCGAGGAGACGCUGCGGGAUCGGCUUGUGUGUGUUCGGCGUGGCUUCGCUUGAGCGGGGAGCGCACGUCGACAGGGGCUGGGACUAGAAAAGCUCACGGGUGUCUCUCCGUCGUGACGGGACCUCGUUUAUUUGUCGUUUUGACGACAUUUCCAGAUUGGGGCUUGGACUUUUUGGGCUCUGGAGUGAAUGGGAUUCUCCGUUUGUUUAUUCCUCGUCACACGUGUCCUCUUUCAGUUUCUCUGCUGCCUCAUCGCAUCUGCUCCCGCUUUCAUUUCAUCCAACCAUUCACCCUAAUGCAUCUUUCCUCUUCCAUGCAACCACAUCAAGACUCUUUUUCCCUUUUGGAGUCUUUUAUACAAAAACACAAAUGUAAAUGAUGUAUUAUUAAUAAAUUGUAAGGAUAUGAAUGGGGUGGGGGGGGAGAAAAAAGAUAUUCUGAUAUCUCAUUUUUACCAGCAUUCUUGGUGCCAAGUACUGUGAUGAAGUUCCUCUGUCGCUGGCGUCCAGCGGAGCGCCCGGAGAGGUCCACGCUGACUGUAUCUUAACUAAAGGAAUUACCGUCAUAAAAGUGCCAACCUCUUCAUCUUUGUUUUUGAUACACACACUCACACUUGGGAGACAGAAGAUCACUCUCACGGUUCCACUGUGCUUAGUUUCUUUUAGAGAACACAUUCAAUGUGCAGUCGUCCCUCGCAUCGUCACCACUUUGCGGCUCCGUUGUAUCACGGUUUUUCUAAAAUAUAUGAGUUCAUAAAUUAUGUUGUUAGUAGUCUAAAAAUAUCUACGUUUUUUACAUCUUUUUGGCCGAAAUUAAGCAUUUUCAAGGCUAAAAAUGGCUAAAUGAAGUAAAAUACAGAUAUAAGUCAGAAAUCGCACUGAGACAUGUUGUGCUACGUAGUAUUCUACACUGGCCACCAGGUGUCAGUAAUGUUACCCUGAUGAGAGGAACUCCCCCAAUACUAGCAUAUGUGAGUCUAUAUUAUGUUUUAUUUUCUCUUAUUAUGUCCACUACAGUGUCUACAGCGGAACCUCGGUUUGAGUGUGUUUCGGUUAACGUCAAAAAUGUUCGGUUUGUGUGCAUUUUUGAAUGUGAGGAGCGUUUUGCUGUGCUAUUAAUACGCUGCGUGAGUCCAACUGUGUUCUUCAUGUAUGUUUGGUUUUUUUUUAUCACAAAAUGUCCCUGUUAGCAUCCUUAGCUUGCUAACAAAAUGACUGAAACCAAAAAUGUUAAACCCAAACACGCUUUUAUGGUUUGCCGUGCAUAAAACAAUUUGAAAUGCGUAUAAAUGAGGGAUGAAAGGGAUAAAUGAGCAUUUAAAGUUGCUUUUACCUUCAGUGAAGGUGUGGCAGCGAGAUCAACACCUUCCUCUUCAGUAACCACUUUCCUGUUUGGGCGUGAGCUGUUCCUUGAAUUCAGUCAUGUUUCUCAGCUUCACACUGAGGUGAGAAACUCUCAUGGCAAAGCAGGAAGGGGGUGCUGAAGAGGAAGGUGUUGAUCUCGCUGCCACAUGGUGUCUUUGGCAACAAUCACGUCUUCAGUGAAGGUAAACGGAGCAUUAAAGGUUCAUGCAUCAUUUAUAUGCAUUUGAAAUCAUUUUCUGCAUGUAAAACUAUACUUGGGAGACCAUAAAAACAUGUUUUGUUUGAACAUUUCAGGCUUUCUGGAACAGAUGAAUUGGAACUACAUUAUUUCUUAUGCCCGAAAUGAGUUUUCCCCGUAAGGUGGCUGGGCUCUCCCUUGGAGAUAAGGUGAGAAGCACUUUCAUCCGGGAGCCAGAUGAGGUGGCUCGGGCAUUUGGUCAGGAUGCCUCCCCGACGCCUCCCUGGCGAGGUGUUCAGGGCACGUCCGACAGGUAGAGGGCCUCGGGGAAGACCCAGGACACGUUGGAGAGACUAUGUCUCUCAACUGGCCUGGGAACGCCUCGGGUGAAGCUGAACGAAGUAGUAGAAGAUGGAUGGAUGGAUAUUUCUUAGGGGAAAAAUUGAUUCGGUUCGAGUCUGACCUUCUGGAGCGGAUUAAUGGCGCUAAAGCGCCCGUCGCGCUAAGCAUGAAUCAGCACGAAUCAAGCAGAACCUGCCGGAAUUAAGUUGAAGUUUCAAAAUUAGCGCCACAUUCGGGAGAGGAUUGUAAAUUUGUAAGCUUGGCUCCUUUUUUUCUUGGCGGUAUGAAGUUACGUUUGGCGCUUCAUGGUGGUGUUUCAGCAGCAGCAGGCUGCGUUGUUUUUCCAGAAUGCUGUUGGAAUACCGUAAGAACGUUUACUGUGGAAUGCAGAUGCAUAUUGAGGGUGCAGUUAGAAUACCUUUCCAAUGCCAUCCGUUAUGUUUCCACUUCAAAUCCACUUCCAAACUUUUUAGCAUUCUCAAAACAUUCAGGCCGGCCACAAAAGUGAUAUUCAGGAAAAAAACAGGAAUUUUCAUUCUGACGGCAUUCUGGCUUAUUCUACCCCUCGUGUGACUUGGGUAUAACCAAGGUUCCAGAGGGCUCUAAUAAUGUUACAAUCCUAUAUUUAGAAGGUUGUAAACAAAAUUUCUAUGUCUUAUAUGUCUUAUUUUCUUUUACUAUGUCUUCUAUAUUGGGUAAUAGGAGUAUAAAGGAGAGCGUUAAUGAUUGUUUGUCUGUAUGCGCCCCCAAGUCCCAAGUCAGCUGGGAUGGGCUCCAGCGUACCCCUGUGACCCUAGUGAGGAUAAGCAGCAUAGAAAAUCGCUGGAUGGAUGGAGUGUAAAGGUGACUAUAGGGGUGUUAUUUCAUGUCUAGAGGGCUCUAAUAAUGUUAAAACCCCAUAUUUAGAAGGUCGUAAACAAGAUUUCUGUGUGUUAUAUGACUUAUUUUCUCUUAUUAUGUCUACUAUAUUGGGUAAUAGGAGUAUAAAGGUGACUAUAGGGGUGUUAUUUCAUGUCUAGAGGGCUCUGAUGAUGUUAACAACUGAUAUUUAGAAAGUUCUAAAAAGGUUUUGUAUGGUCUAAAUAUGAAAAUAUUCCAUUUAUUAACUUUGACUCGUGUAUCAUUUAGCGCGGUCUGGUCUGGAACCAAUUGACCGCGAUAAACAAGGGAUUCCUGAAGGUCGUAAGCAGGCUUUCUAUGCCCUGACUAUGAAAAUAUUCCAUUUAUAAAGAAGGAAUCCUACUUCACGGGAGCGAUGAACCGCGAUGAACGGGGGACGACUGCAUCAUUUGAAAGAAGCUGUUGCAUGAUUUCAUUUUGUAUGAGUUUUGCCUUCUUCACACUUUUUCAAAAAUCAGCUGCACUUUGUGGUACUCGGAGAAAUAUUCAAAGUAUUUAGAAAUGACUAUUGUAUAAAAACUAUAACAAAGAGAGUAAAUAUGGCCUCUUUAUUUUUUUCAUACCCUAACACCAUGAAGACUGAUCCCCCGCCCUCCCCCAAGCCUCUUUUUUUUCUUCUUUUUUGCUGUUUCUCUGUUUUCUCUGUCAAAGAAAGCACUUUGUUACGAAACGGGAAAGCUGACACGGCAUUGGGUUUGUGUCUGUGACCAUGAAGACUGCCUAACACCCAUCUUCUCACCUCCUUUGUUGAAACGAGCGGGAGAAUGAGAUGUAUUUAUGAGGGUGAGAACGCCUUGUAACAUGCAUUUCAUAUCACUCGCACAUCGGAACACGGACACUUGUGCAGGAAACCCAGUGACAUUUGGGACUGGACUGAUGGAGUGACAUGACGGUGAAUUAGCGAUCAGUGCACAGAGGAUGCGUUCCAAAAGGAAAAGAAAAAAAAAUCUUUAAUGUCAGACAUUACUCAUAGUACAAAAUCAAGCCGAGCGGGUUCCGCUCGCUGUAAAUGUUCUGCAUCCUGUGUGUCGAGGAUUCCAGCACCAAGGAAGCCAGACUGCCGUUCCUUGCAGGACUCCGGAGGACAACACACACAAAAAAAAGAUACAAAAAAAAAGACAAGACACGGACAAAACUGUACAUUUUUUUAAGUGUAAGAGAACAAACUGGAAUUUGUAAAUAUUAUUUGUCGUUUGGUUUUGAGUGACUGGCCGGAUCUUUCUGUUUGUGACAACAGGUGCAAAGUUUGGAGGAUUUUCAUGAUUUUAGCUCUUGUGGAUGUUUAAUUUGUCGCUCCGCAGCAAAUUCCCAAGGGUUACGGGCACAUGAAUACAUCUCCAUGAAUGAGAAUAUCUUUCAAAAGUUCAUUUAUUUCACGAGUUCAAUUCCAAAAUGGAAUCGCUGCAGCAGAUCACCCGUAAAAAUUCCAUUUUUGAUACACGGCUCGCUCCAGCUCCUGCUAGCUUGACCUUGACGUUCUCAGACGAUUUUGCAGCAACAUUUUCAGUCGGAGUGACGAGAUAAACCCGUGUGAAGUGUAAGAUGUGGAGGUACUCACCGCUAAUGAAUGAGGGGUGUCCAAAGUGUGCCCCGUGGGCCGUUUGCGGCCCGCAACUUGUUUAUUAUUGGCCCGUGGCACACUGUAGAAACACAAUGAAACCCAAAAAAAGGCAGCAAACGUGUUUUCUGUAAACAUUUUUGGCUUUCUGGAACGGAUUCAUUGGAUUUACACUAUUUGUUAUGGGAUUCAGUUAGAGUUGGACCUUCUGGAACGGAAUAAUGACGCUAACCAAGGUUCCACUGUAUUAUCACGUAUUAAUAGAUCAUUACCAACUAAGGGUGAAUGAGAUGUGUUUUCAGGGGGAAAUAGGAGCAAUUAUGGAGAAAACAAAUAUUUUUGGGGAGAUUUUUUUACCAAAAAUCUGCAAAUUUGGGGGGCCGUGAAUGCUGAAUGCACAUAGAAAUAUUCCAAGAAUCCAUUUAUUUAUUUAUUAGUAAUCUAUCUGGUUAUAGCUUUAUAGGAAUUUUCUGUAAGAUUGACGAGAUAUACACAUUUAAAGUAUAAAAUGUAUCAUGAAUGAUGAUGUAGACAGUGGUGUCCAAAGUGCGCCCCGUGGGGCGUUUGCGGCCCGCAACUUGUUUAUUAUUGGCCCGUGGCACAUUGUAGAAACACAAUGAAACCCAAAAAACCCAGCAAACGUGUUUUGUGUUAACAUUUUUGGCUUUCUGGAACGGAUUCAUUGGAUUUGCGUGAUUUCUUUGGGGAUUCGGUUAAAGUACGUUUCGGUUAGAGCCGGACCUUCUGGAACAGAUUAAUGACGCUAACCAAGGUUCCACUGUAUUAUCAUGUAUUUCUAGAUUAUUACCAACAAGUGUUUUCAGUGGGGAAAAAAUACUUUGUGAGAAAAAAAAAACAUUUUUUACUUAAUUUUACCAAAAGUCCACAAAUUUGGGGGGCCGUGAAUGCUAAAUCGCGAAUAUACAGGAAUCUACUGUACACAGAGUGAAACAUUCCAAGAAUGCAUUGAUUCAUUUCUUAGUCAUGUAGCUGACUGUAGCGUCAUGGGAAGCUUUAGUACGUCAGAAUUGAACUCCUGAAAUCAAAUACCUUUUGCACGACAUUCCAUUUUACUUUUCCCAACAUAUAUGAUCAUUUGCUUUAAAAAAAAAACAAAAAAAAAAAACAGAAUUGAGGUAAACAUUAGCAAAAGGAGCUCUGGUUAGCUUUGUGCUUAUAAAAUCGCACGUGACGGUCUAAGGAGUAACAUGUAACUAUCCCAUCAGUCAUGAAAGGUAGCUUGGGAAUAAAACGAGUGCUUUCAUUGGUUCUAAAGCCAAAGAACAGCUGCAGAGAACAGAUGAAGGAAAUGGGAAACGAGUCAGAAAAAGAAGAGAUAAGGAGGAUAUUUGAAAUGGGCUCCAAACAAACCGUGAAUCAUGGAAUAUUACCUGUGCUGCUGUCGGGUUUAAUUGUGAGUGUCUCACAUUGUCUUUGAACGAACGGUCAUACAGUAUCAGCCGUCAUCGGGAGGUUGUAAAAUCUUUUGUGCCCUCUUGCUCGUAUUUCAGGCUCGCUUUAUGGUGACUGAUUUGCUUAUCUUUUGCAAUUUUGUCUGCACAAUGUCAAUAUGGUCUGUUUGCCAGGAGUUUGCGUUAAAAAAAGCAACACACGCACACACUCACACAAGGGCAGGAUAUGUAAGGUCUCGGAAAGCCAACGGGAAAUGGAAGCACACUCACCAAGUUUACAUGUUUACACUAUACAGUUGAUGUUGGCAUUUGGAAAGGAGACACAAAAAGGCAUUCAAAUGGUGGCAGUUUAUUCUUAGUAGCCUGGACUGGUGAAAAAAAGACAAAAAAAACAAAAAAGAGGGCUUGCACCUGUUUGUCUCGUUCAUUUAGUCUUAUUCAGUAACCUGCUUGAAGCUCCAGAUACUGUGAGACAGCAUCAUGACCACACAGGGGUUGAAAGAAUCAAAGUUAAUAUUUCUAUUUCAAAUAGAGGCUAUUUACACACUGUAUGUUGUGUAUCUGAACUGGAAAACAUUAAAAACAAACAUUGUUAAACUAAUUUUUUUGCCGUUGUGUUUAUUUUACGCACACACGCGCGCAGAUUCAGUGUGUAGAUGAGCAUGUUCCCAGGGCGCGUUCCCAGGGCCACGUUCCGUGCCUCCAUUGUCGAGUAUGUGAGGUGGUCAGUGCCCGUCAUGUAGGGAAUCCCACAACAUCAGCAGUGAGGGACGCCGUCAAGUUGAAAAAGGAGUCCUAUCGGGGCUUUUAGGGCCAUGGGACUCUGGAAGUCUUGUUCACGAGUGAGGGAAGAAUGGAACGCAAGAUCGACAAGCGGAUUCUGCAUCCGUUCUCGUGGCAAAGAGGGAGCUGAGCUGAAAGGCAAAGCUCUCAACUUACCAGUUGAUCUACGUUCCCACCCUCACCUACAGUCAUGAGCUUUGGGUAGUGACCAAAAGGACAAGAUCGCAGGUACAAGCGACCAAAAUGAGUUUCCACCGUAGGGUGGCUGGGCUCUCGCUUAGAGAUAAAGUGAGAAGAAUUUGGAGUACAGUUGUUGCUUCUGAGCAUUGAGAGGAUCCAGAUGAGGUGGCUUGGGCAUCUGGUCAGUAGGAGGCCUCGGGGAAGACCCAGGACACGUUGGAGAGACAAUGUCUCUCAACAGGCCUGGGUAUGCGUCCGGAUCCACCAGGAAGGAAGAGGGAACCUAGGGAUUCUCGUCUUGGGCUGCUGCCCCCUGACCUCGGUUAAGCAAAAGAUGGAUGGAUGGACUCUGGAGGCAGGUCCAGCAGGCCAUGUAGUUUGCAGCUUUGGAAGUUGCUGAAGCAAAAACUUGGACAUGGGAGAAGUCUGGGGACAUAUAUCACUCUAUAUCACACAUCACUCUGUGUGUACUGAAUCUAAGGAAUAUAAGAGUUUCACUUUUUGAAUUGAACUACUGAUAUAAUUGAACUCUUCGAACAUAAUCUAUAGAAUAAUCCAUCUGUAUUUUUUCAUCUUGCUGUAAAAUGAGAGUUAAAUUACACCUGGUUUUUCACAAUACUAAGGAAACGUUUUUUAAAUAUUUAAAUCUGGAUUUUUGUCUCCAUUUUUAGGUCUCCUGGAUUUCAAAUUCCUUCUCCGGGUCUCUUGAAAUAUUACUGCAAUAAGAAGUUUAAUGAAUCCCCAUGGGGUAGAAUAACUCCUAAUUUAUGAGUGAUGUAGCCUGCAUUCGUCUUCUUUGUCUCAGCGUCAGCACAUUCAUCAUAAAUAGAUUCCAUUGUUCGCAUGACUGAUGCAUACUGUACUGGCGUCAUUUGUCUCUCGUGCUCAACCCAAUUACCGCAGCAGAUAAUCAGGGUUUCCUUGGGAGCAAUGC
Dunckerocampus dactyliophorus (ringed pipefish) is the source of this 12839-nucleotide messenger RNA. It is a transcript of the gene nlgn2b, whose product is annotated as neuroligin 2b. The record is from RefSeq and is a predicted model, not a curated record. Gene Ontology annotation, cellular component: postsynaptic specialization membrane; cell surface; synapse. The coding region runs from base 887 to 3568 and encodes 893 amino acids. Gene Ontology annotation, molecular function: signaling receptor activity; neurexin family protein binding. Lineage: Eukaryota; Metazoa; Chordata; Actinopteri; Syngnathiformes; Syngnathidae. The transcript has 8 exons. Gene Ontology annotation, biological process: postsynaptic membrane assembly; modulation of chemical synaptic transmission; synaptic vesicle endocytosis.